Molecule: messenger RNA, 1023 nt
Organism: Echinostoma caproni
Lineage: Eukaryota; Metazoa; Platyhelminthes; Trematoda; Plagiorchiida; Echinostomatidae
Source: the annotation of a GenBank genome assembly
AUGGCAUUGUUGCCGGGCUACUCACGGCGAUUGCUACUCCGUGCCAAUCGGAGUUUUCAACGGGACCGCUAUGCUAUAACUGUUAAGUUGCGUCGCUAUGUGAUACUACCAAAUCAUCAGGCUGAACAUCAAACCGUUCGACGUCAUAUUCGCUCAUGCUUCUCCCGAGUCAGCUGCUUUCUCCUUCCCCACCCGGGUUUGAAAGUAGCCACCAAUCCGACGUUUGAUGGCCGGUUGUCCGAUAUCGACCCGGAAUUUGUGAACGAGCUCCGCAUCUUCGUACCUACAGUUCUAUCCCCGUCCAGUUUGCAAAUGAAAAAGAUCAACGGAGAGACCAUUAACUGUCGUGAAUGGCUCACCUAUUUCAAAGCGUAUAUGGAAAUCUAUCAAGGCGACACAUUACCCGAGCCCCGUUCAAUGCUUGAAGCCACGGCUGAGGCAAAUAACUUGAAUGCGAUCAUGAAAUGUCAGGAAUACUACACGGAAGAAAUGAACAAGGUUUGCGGCCCAGACAAACCGUAUGUGAAUCCACAGGACCUAGAAGCGGCGCAUACUCGAGCAUUCAACGCAGCCGUGCAAAAAUUCAGUGGGAUCCGGAAAAUGGGCGGGGAAUCGUACUCCGCUACCUAUCUGGAACGAUUGAAGAAUCAACUGACACAGUUAGCCAACGAAUAUCGACUGGCCAAUACGAAUAAAAAUAUCUUCCAAACUUUUCGUACUCCGGCGGUGCUUGCCGUGAUGCUGUUCAUCUUCUACGUGGUGACCGGAAUCUCCGAAUUCAUUGGUCUCUCCUCCGUAACAAACAUGUUCUUGGUUCCAUUCUAUAUGGCUCUAGUCACAUUGUUCACUUGGCUUUUCCUCAACUAUACGGGACGUGCUCCUGAAGUUGCUCAGGCAAUUGACAAUACGGCCGACCUGGUUGUGCAAAAUGUUAUGAUUCCCGUGGUUCAGCGUAUCGGAAAACGGGGCGUGGAACACAUGAUCGGUACUGAAUUGCCUCGACAAAUGUCUAAUUCACGGUAA